AAUUAGGUUCAUUAGGCUUUGUAUCUGUUAAACAUGGCAAUGGCAGCACGCAGCCUCGGCAGGUUAUCCCAGAAAUCAACUUCACUUUUUCUGUGCGACAUGCAAGAAAAGUUUCGACCCAGUAUUGUUUAUUUCCCUCAAAUUUUGGAAUGUUCCAGAAGAAUGAACGAACUGGCAAAAAUCAUGAAACUUCCUACAAUUGUAACUGAGCAAUAUCCCAAAGGUCUGGGCCCAACUGUGGGUGAACUUGGUGAUGUAAGCCAUGCAAAAAAGUUUGAGAAAACUUGUUUUUCAAUGGUGCUACCACAAGUUGAAGAGGAAUUAAAAAACAAUAAAACCAAGUCUGUCAUUUUAUGCGGCAUCGAAACACAAGCUUGUAUAUUGAGAACCACAACUGAUUUAUUGGAUUUAAAUUACGAGGUCCAUGUUGUUGCUGAUGCUGUUUCUUCAAGGUCCCAGGUUGAUCGUAUGUAUGCCAUCGCUACAAUGAGGCAGAUGGGUGCGUUUAUAACAACUUCUGAAACGGUUUUAUUGCAACUUUUAGGAGACGCAAAACAUCCCAACUUUCGUGAAGCACAAAAGUUAAUCACCACGUCUGCUCCUGACAGCGGUUUGCUUGAUUCGUUUGGUGGAGCAAAGCUUUGAUGGAGUUAAUUUACGAUCGUUGAGCGUUGGAAUAAUCGCGUGCAAGCUUUAAUUCUGUGUUUUCUCUAUUUGAAUUUUGUACCUAUGCAGCCUGCCCCGAUGGCUGCCAAAGUGCGUUGUAUUAUUAAUAGUUACGAGAGUAACGUGGGCAAGUCGUUCUCCUUGUGUUGCCCAUAAGGGACACUCGUAGUUCUACGUCACUUUCACGGAUGAUGAAUGUUUCACGAGCUCGAUUCCAAUUACUUCUAUAAAUCAAUAUACGAAUGCAGGUAUCUUGUACCGUGAAAAUGAACGGUUUCCAAAUCUGUGCGGAGUGGUGCUAAUAAAUUAAACUUCAGAAGGUUGUGUUCUGAUUAAUUGUAUCGCAAAUAAAUCCUGUCGACAUGUAA
Molecule: messenger RNA, 1034 nt
Organism: Ciona intestinalis (vase tunicate)
Lineage: Eukaryota; Metazoa; Chordata; Ascidiacea; Phlebobranchia; Cionidae
Product: isochorismatase domain-containing protein 2-like
Source: RefSeq, a predicted model, not a curated record